GGUUUUUGUAGUACAAGAAUUGGAUUAAUUUUUAAUUAAGUUUAAUAACCCAUAGUAUACAUGUCAUGUUUGGAAGGAUAUCUUAGAUAUAUAAUCUUAUUCAAAAUUUAGAACUCCCAUAUGAAAACAGAGGAGAGGCAAAUGGGAAAAUGGUCAAAAUUGUAAAUUGGAGCAAAUUGAGAUGCUAUGAUGUUCCCCCGGUGGUUGGGAAGGGGAAGAAUGACCGUUGUUAUUUCAGGUAAUUGGUCAUCAAAGACAACCUGAAUUGCCUCCUAAAAUGUCGCAAAUAUAAAUCCUAAGAAGGCUCAACCCCCUAACUUAGCUCAUAACCUCUUGGUUUGUCGCCUCUCUCUGGGAACACAGACACUCCCCCAAAAGAAAAACAGAGAGAGAAAUAGAGAGAGAGUAGAAAGAGGAGAGGGGAAGGAAAAAAAAGAAGAAAGAAAACAAGGAAAAAAAAGGUCAUGAUCUAGGUCUGGUCCAUCCCACCAAGGUCAUGAUCUUUUCAUCUUCAUAGAACAAUUACAGACAGGAUUUUGAAAUCCAAAACAGGGGGUUGGGUUAGAUUUUUUAAUUUUUUAUUCUUUUGCAAGAGAAAGUUAGGGAAAAAAGAAAAAAGGAACAAUGGCGACGAAACGUUCUUUCACCCGUUUUGUAGAACAGGAGAUGGGAAAGUUCCCACAUUUCGUAGUUUGUGCAGUCCUUGAAUGGGUUCUCAUAAUUUUGCUUUUCAUUGAUGGGUUUGUUGCAUUUUUGGCAAGCGAAUUCGCCAAGUUCUUUGAAUUGCGAGUUCCUUGUUUGUUCUGCACCAGAAUCGACCAUGUUUUUGUUAACAAAAAUGCAGAUUUCUACUACAACAAUGCCAUUUGUGAAAGCCACAAGAAGGAUGUUUCAUCUCUUGCAUAUUGCCACAACCACAAGAAACUCUCUGACAUUCGGAAGAUGUGUGAGGUCUGUCUUCUCUCAUUCGCAACCGAGAAGGAAUCCGAUUGCAAUACCUACAAGUCGCUCGUGGGAAUAUUGCACAAGGAUCUUGAAUGUUUUGUGGAGGACGAUAAUUGUCAAGUUGUGAGACAGCCGCCCGUGGGGAAGAAAGAUGAAGGCCUGCAAAUGGAGAAAGUGAGUGGUGUUGGUGGUGAUGAUUGUUGUUGUUCAUGUUGUGGGGAAUCAUUGAAGGUUAAAUCCUCCAAUUCAAAAGGGAAAAAUGGGAGUACCUUUUCACAAGCUCCUGCUCCUUCGCCACGAGCUGGGUUUGUGCCUGCUUUCAGAAACGAGGACAAAACUAGCUUGGAAUUGCCGCAUGUUAAUUAUACCGAACUCAAAUUGUUGUCAGAUAGUGAAUCGGAGUUCGUCGAAGACGAUGAAGGUUUACAUGGAAGAAAUCUUGACGCUCAUCAAUUUAAGGAGGAUGUGAAACCUGUUAAAGUGCCAUUGUUACCUGAACCUGAGGAUGUGCAUGAAAGUUCGAGGACCCCCAUCUUUGGUAGAGGAAACAAAUUUUUUGGUAUCCCACUUACGGAUUCUGAUAAUACCAGUCCCAGAUGGGCUAUUAGGAUCUCUAGAAAAUCACCACUUGAAAGACCAGAGCUCCCAGCUGAGAAUUAUGAGGCUGAUAUGUUGGGGCCAGGAGACAAUGAUUCCAUUUUGAAUUGCUUGAAAAGACAAGUUCGGAUAGAUCGAAAAUCGCUCAUGGAGUUGUACAUGGAACUGGAUGAAGAAAGAAGCGCUUCAGCCGUGGCAGCAAACAAUGCAAUGGCCAUGAUUACUCGCUUACAAGCCGAAAAGGCGGCCGUUCAGAUGGAAGCUUUGCAGUACCAAAGAAUGAUGGAAGAACAGGAAGAGUAUGACCAGGAAGCCUUACAAGCUACAAACGAUUUGCUUGCUAAGAGAGAGGAAGAAAUCAGGGACUUGGAGGUUGAACUUGAAGCUUACAGAGAAAAAUAUGGAUAUCUUGAGGAAGCUUGUCUUCAGAUGUCUGAAGGAGAGAUAUCUGAUGAAGAUUACCAAGAAUUCAAGUCACAAGCCUAUUUAUCUUCUGAUGAGAAAUCUGAAUGUAAUACACCUUUUAGUCUCAAUGGAAGAGGGAACAAGGAAAAUUUUAAGAAUUUUGACAGGACGAUUAUACCCUCCGCGUUGAAGAUUGAAAGAGAAAAUAGCAAAGAAGAAAUUACAAACAAUCAUGGGGUAGCCUUGCCAUUCUCCCAAGGGAAGGCUGAAGGAGAAGAUAGCAAAGAACACAGUACAAACAAUCAUGGGGUAGCCUUGCCAUUCUCCCAAGGGGAGGCUGAAGGAGAAGAAAGCAAAGAAGAAAGUACAAACAAUCAUGGGGUAACCCUGCCAUUCUCCCAAGGGAAGGCUGAAGGAGAAGAGAGCAAAGAAGAAAGUACAAACAAUCAUGGGGUAGCCCUGACAUUCUCCCAAGGGGAGGCUGAAGGAGAAGAUAGCAAAGAAGAAAGUACAAUCAAUCAUGGGGUGGCCCUGCCAUUCUCCCAAGGGAAGGCUGAAGGAGAAGAUAGCAAAGAAGAAAGUACAAUCAAUCAUGGGGUGGCCCUGCCAUUCUCCCAAGGGAAGGCUGAAGGAGAAGAUAGCAAAGAAGAAAGUACAAUCAAUCAUGGGGUGGCCCUGCCAUUCUCCCAAGGGAAGGCUGAAGGAGAAGAUAGCAAAGAAGAAAGUACAAACAAUCAUGGGGUAGCCCUGCCAUUCUCCCAAGGGAAGGCUGAAGGAGAAGAUAGCAAAGAAGAAAGUACAAACAAUCAUGGGGUAGCCCUGCCAUUCUCCCAAGGGAAGGCUGAAGGAGAAGAUAGCAAAGAAGACAAACAAUCAUGGGGUAGCCCUGCCAUUCUCCCAAGGGAAGGCUGAAGGAGAAGAUAGCAAAGAAGUAAGUACAAACAAUCAUGGGGUAGCCCUGCCAUUCUCCCAAGGGAAGGCUGAAGGAGAAGAUAGCAAAGAAGUAAGUACAAACAAUCAUGGGGUAGCCUUGGCAUUCUCCCGAGGGAAGGCUGAAGGAGAAGACCAAAAUGAACCAGUGACAAACUUUAAAGGAGAAAAAACAUAUCUUUUAGGCCGCUUGAAAAGGUCAAAGAAGAACAUUAACUCCUUAUCCUCCGAGGAUCUAGUUUCGUCCCUGCAAUCAAGAUCUGCCAGUGUCAACCGAGUAGAUGAAGUUACAGGAAAAGGAAGAGCUGCACUGACCCGAAAGCUCUCUCAUCUUAAUGAGUUCAAGAUCAUGAGAGUACUCAAAGCAGACAACGAAUUCUCCAAGCAUGAAGGAAAAGUAUCUUUAGCUGAGACUUCUCACAAUUUAGGGAAACCUCAGAACCUUGUCGACCAGAACAGUGAUUCUUAACUUCCCAUAUUGUUUGUUUUAUUUCUAGGAUGUACAUAGUGUUGUAUGACGUGCUGAAUAUAGAUAUAAAUCUCCUUGAAGCUCAACAGCUGCUAACUUCUUCCAUAGCAAUGCAGAGCUAAAAACCAUUUUCGGCUGCCAGCGAUGGGUGUAGAAGGCUUUCCUUUUUCUUUUCUAUUACUUUACUAUUCAGCAGCAGAGUGGAAAUGGUGUUCAAGAAAGUGCUUUUGGAUUUACACAUCAAAAGCCACAGAACAAGGGAAAGAAAAAAGGCCAAUAUUCCUUCUUUUUGAGGGCAUAGUUGGACUAAUGAUAGAACCUCAAGGGAAAACUAGAAAGACAAGGCGUUCGGGCUUCCAUCCCAUUUACAACGAGAAAAAUGUUAGCGUUGUAUGAUGCAAGAAGAGUUCUUUAAAGUCAUAAUCAUCCCCUCCCCCUUAAUGUCUUUUCGAGUUUACUAAAAUGACAGCAAUAUGCAAGGAAUUUUGAUUGGUUUCAUCCCAUUUACUACUUCAAAACUUGGAGAGGGAAGACGCCAGUCCUUUUUAACGGAAGGAGAUAUCUUUUUCUUUGUCAUUUAUUGAUCUAAUCUAGCAAGAAGGAAUUCAACUA
Cucurbita maxima (winter squash) is the source of this 3958-nucleotide messenger RNA. RefSeq names its product probable myosin-binding protein 5. The record is from RefSeq and is a predicted model, not a curated record. Gene Ontology annotation, molecular function: myosin binding. Lineage: Eukaryota; Viridiplantae; Streptophyta; Magnoliopsida; Cucurbitales; Cucurbitaceae. The transcript has 5 exons. Bases 625 to 2859 code for a protein of 744 amino acids.